AUGGAUCGCUUCGACACCGAGCUAUUCAUCGAUGAGGUGGAAAAAAGACCUGCUUUGUGGAACAUCCAAUGUGCAGAAUAUUCUAACAAAACGAUUAAAAACGGAGCUUGGCAGGAGCUGGUGGAGAUUUUUGGAGAAAAUGAGGAUUCUUUGGAAAAGAAGGUUCUUUUUGGUGUAUUAUUACAAAAAAAAUGGAAGAACAUCCGUGAUGCUUAUAAUAAGGAAUUCAAGAAAGGCAAAUCAAUUCCUUCUGGUUCUGGUGCAUGUAAAGGUUCAAAAUACAUGUAUUUCGACCGGCUUUCUUUUCUUCAGAAGACGAUAGAAAACAAAGAAACUAUCACAAACAUAGAUGAAGCCAAAAAUGAAGAAAUUCGGAACAUUGACCAAAAGCUAGAUAAUUUUGUAAAUGCACGUGAAAUACAACCGGUACCCAAUAAAAGGAAGAAAACUAAAAUUACUUCAGAAGAGCGAUUGGCUGACAUAUUAGAAAAUAGUAUUGAAUCAAGAGAUAAAAUACAAAGACAGAUACAAGAAAGUAUGUCAAAGCAAGAUGAUGAUGAUAAACUUUUUUGCAUGUCAUUGUAUAAAGAGUUAAAGAAAGUUCCAGAAAAUAAACGAUUGGCUACUAAAAUUGAAUUGCUCCAGGUAAUACAGAAAGGGCAGAAAUUACCAUCGCCUAUUCAUAUCACGAGCCAGCAAAACACGCCUAAUGCAGUAUUUUGGCAAAACCAACAAUAUUCAAACCCACAAGGAUAUUUCACUGGAUAUUCUACAAUAGUACCAGGAGAGUCUCCAUCGCCUUUAUCAUGCAAUAGCACUGACGAUUCACAGUCUUCUAUAGUACAAAAUAUAUAUUCUGACGUAUAAAAUAAAUAUCUUACCUUAAUG
Messenger RNA from Amyelois transitella, 888 nucleotides. RefSeq lists its product as uncharacterized. Bases 1 to 867 code for a protein of 288 amino acids. Gene Ontology annotation, molecular function: DNA binding. The transcript has 2 exons. Gene Ontology annotation, cellular component: nucleus; transcription regulator complex. The record is from RefSeq and is a predicted model, not a curated record. Gene Ontology annotation, biological process: regulation of transcription by RNA polymerase II. NCBI's taxonomy places the organism in Eukaryota, Metazoa, Arthropoda, Insecta, Lepidoptera, Pyralidae.